Rotaria sordida is the source of this 3843-nucleotide messenger RNA. NCBI's taxonomy places the organism in Eukaryota, Metazoa, Rotifera, Eurotatoria, Philodinida, Philodinidae. The record is from the annotation of a GenBank genome assembly.
AUGAUAUGGAAAUCUGUUAUUGAUGCAUAUUUUAUUUGUCAAUAUUGUUUGCCUGAUAUAGUAACGAAUUUAAUUCAUUUUAACUUUUAUAUCUCUUCUCAUUGUCCAUUAUUACCAACUGAUAUUCAAAAAAUAACAAAUUCAUUUCAAAUUCAUCCUCUUUUUAUUGACCAUCAUUGGACAAAUGUUGAAUGUGUUUAUGAUCCAAUAAGAUCAUAUCAACACAUUUUCUCAUCUACUGCGAAGAAAAUACAACUUUUUGAUUGCUUGACUAAUCAUACAUAUAUUUUUCAAUGGCCACAUCUUCGACAUAUUUGGAUUAAUCUUCAUCCAUCACUUUAUUUAUUUCUUGAACGACUUAAUGAAAUAUUUCCAAAUGUUUUUUCGAUCGCAGUUAAUAUGGUUGGACACGACGGAUCAAUAAAUCGAAACGUAGCACGGGCAAAAGUACUUGCCCAUCUUAUUUCAAUGUCUGUUCAACUUAAAUAUCUUCUAGUUGAAAAUUUCGAAUGGCUUUUGCAUGUUGUACAAUAUGCAUCUGACGAACUCAGAGAAAAAGCUAUGAACACUGUUCAAUGUGCUGAAAUGUGUAUUCCAAGUUGUCAUUAUGGUUCAAAUGAAUUAAUUCAUAUUGGUAAACAACUUGUACCGUUUUUGAGCAAAUAUAUGCCUGAUUUACUAACCUUACGUCUUUGGCGGCGAGACGAUUUUCCUUGGACAUCAAGUAAGUUUAUUUUAAAUAAAAAACAAAACGAAAAUUGAUAUUAAUAAAAUUUUAUAUUAAUAUAUCGAAUUAUUCUAAAAUAAAGGAAAAACUACAUAAAGCAGAUGAUUGAUCGAUAAACUUCAUUAUAUGAAAAAAUGACUUCAAUAGAAUGAGAGAUGCAAUAGAAAACGUGAUUAAUGAAUCAAAAAUAGAUCAAAAGCUUUAUGAAACAGUACUUUGUAAACGUUCAACAUAAUUUCAAUCCGAUUUAUCUCAAACUUUAACUAAUUAUUCUUCUGUGUGCCAUUUAUCAUUGGUCAUAAAACUGGCUCAUACCAGCGAGCAAAAACAGUACGAAUGGUGUAUCAAGGAACCAGCAUAUUUUUCGAAAUUCUUAGUUUUGUGACUAUAAAGGCAUUUUGCAGCAUAAUUAAAGUGAUAUUUGCAAUCAACUCGCUGAGUUGUGUCGAACUAUAUAUCAAAGUAAAUGCUUCAUGAAAAAGGAAUCGAUUUUCAUGUUCGAUAGCAUUCCGAAAAUCUGUUUUUUCAUAUUUUGUAAACGAUCAAAACAAAUUAGGUUCAAUUAAUCGUAAAAUUUCGCUGACUAUUCUUCCAUGUCUAGUCUAUCAUUAAUCAUAGCGUGACUGUGCAUCGAUGAGUACCGCCGAUGUGAUAAGUCUGUGAAAAAAACAUGAUUUUUGUCUCGAAGUUCCUUUUUUUUCCAAAUAAGACAUUAUUGUAGAGCAAAGCCAAUGUGAUAUUCAGAAUCAGCUCACCGAACUACAUCUAAUCACACAACAUAAAAGGCAAUUUUUCUUCAAAAAAAAUGCUUUGAUCUUUCUACAAGCAAAGAUUAAAAAAUGAGUUAUACUAUUCUUCAAAUUCUACAAACAGUUAACACCGAAUUUAACUUAAAAUUUUAGCUAAUAUUUCUCCAAAUGUGAUUUACAAGGAGUUAUAGCACAGAAUAGAGUUAGACGAUGUCAACUGAAUUAGUGGUACCCAAAAGCAUUUUCUUUUAUCCAAAGUUCCUGUAUUUGUCCUUACAAUAAUAUCUUAGCGCACAAUGAUAUUGAUAUUCGAAACCACCGUCUGAAAUUCCUUCGUUUGAUAUGUGACACAAUUUAUUUUCUAAGAAAGAGCGUGUUUCAGAAAAUAUACAAAUAGUUUUCACAAAAGGAAAUUUCUAACAACUAGUUUUCUUAAAAAUAAGUUCCUAAGUGAUGCAUAAUUAUUUCCAAACAAAUAAAAUUCGUUUCCAAUUAUGAAAAAUAUCAUACCAUCGUACUGUGCUUUUGAUUUUCGAUUUAUGAAGAAGUGACAUACACGAGAAUAUCAUUAUUUGUUUAAAUUUUACUCAUAUUGUGGUCAUUAUAUUAUGCGCAAAUAAGAGAAGAAAACAUUUAUAUUUCAAAACAUCGUGAUUGCAAAAGGUACAUACGAGUCAGCUACGUAUCAAAUAAAAACUCAUCUUUUCACUUUGAAAGUAACUUUGGAAACUAGGAAUAGGUCAAAAACAACUUAAAGACAUGAGUUUAAGAUUUUCUAAAUCAAUAUCGAUCAAUUUCAGAGUUAGCAUCUGCAGAAACUUAUAAUGUUGAAGCUUUUUGAAAUUUUUCAAGAAAAUUUCGCUUAAUAUUUGUUCGUUAGACGAACGAGAUAGACCGAGAAUACCUGCCUAGCUGAGUAUAAUGACGAAAACGACUCGAACCGAUGUAUCAGUUAAGGGUGAGACGCAAAGGUGACAUUAGAUGAUGUAUUAGCUGAGAGUGAGGAUUAAUUUCUUUUAAUUAUGGCUGUGUUUUGGUGCGAUUAAAGUAUACUGUAUUGUAACAAUAAAAUAAAUCCAAGUAAAUCGACUUUUUAAACAAAUAAGAAAAAUUAUAAAUUCCAGUGGCCCCUGAUGCUAACUAACUGUGGAAGUAUUUUACACUAUAGUAUCAUAAUAUUUCUAUCCAGUCGUGUGUAAUUCAUGUACCUUACGCAACAUGCUUGCAUCAACUGCGUUGAGGCAUACUUAUUAGGAAAUAUGCCCCUAUCUUAUAAGCUGUGUUAUAUACUGUAACUGUUAAGUAUUUAGCUCUUGCGAUGUUCUGAUCAUAAGAAAUUGAGUUUAUUUCACUAAGAGAAAGGUUGAAAUUGUAAGAUACUAAGUACGUCUAAUGGAAUUAGCUUCUAUGAAAUGUGUAUUCGAUAGUAACUGCCGUAAUUUUUGCUUUGCGUACUCUGCUUACCUGGUGAAAAUUUUACUGAUAAAAAUCGAUUAAAAUUUAAAAAAUCUUAUGGACAUAAUCAACAUAAUCAAAAAUCUGAUUGAUAUUUUUGAUCAUAAUUGAUUACCAAACACAUAGAUUUCAUGUAUGGUUUCUCAAGAUAGCGAUUGGUAAUCUUUCAGACUGAUAGUUCUUGCAAAAAUAUCCUUUCAACGAAAAUUCUAGGCUUCAAAUCUUAUCGAUUAAAGAGCCUAGAGUGAGUCGAAAAUAUUUUCGCUUGAUUGAUUUCGAUAGAGUCGGUUACAUUAUGCCGAGGAUGGCGUAGUGCUUCUAUGCGUCUGAUGCUCAGAUAUCAUAAAGUUUGAUUCUUUUCCCCCCAGCGCGGUGUCGUUUUGCCCAAGAUGAACGAUAAUGGAAGAAUAAGAAUAGACAAACAAAACAAGGCGAAAAUAUGUCUAUUACGUCAUCGCUGCUUCGAUAUCGAUAACUGCAACUGUUUUCUGCUCCACGUGUUUCUGUUUCUGUAUGUUAUCGUUAUCUUAUCUUUCGUAAGCGUUUGGAAAAAUAUUGUAAAAAGUCACCAAAACAACGAUGAGCAUCACGAAAUAAAUAUGCAUAAUCAAAAAAAAAGAUGCAGUCUGUUGCAUUUUGAAUAACUCACGACAGUUGUUAUCUACCGAGGUCAGGUUUUCACGAUUGAGAAUAUGACAUUUGGGGUUAUUCAAACAUGUAAGAAUCAAACGACUCGCUCAAAUCUGCGAAGAUUUUCCAGAAAUCCUCUGGAAAAUUAGCCGUGUGAGAACUCAGAAUUUUAAUUUUUUGGAGUGGAUACGAAUCUCCGUCAUAUGACUCGUAUAAAUCCAUGUAGGAUCGAGAUGACUAACUUGUUCUUUCUAGAGACUAAGUGGGUUUUACAGAGACCCC